ACAAUAUAUAAAAAAUAAUUCCUUUUCUUUUCCCCUUUUUUCUGCUCUUUUUAACAAUUUCUAUUCCGCAACCGCCAAAUCACAUUUAAACACGCCUUUUUUACAACAACAACAACAACAACAACAAACAUAAUACAAAAUGAAGGUAUCCGACUUGCUUAAUCCUGUGCCUAGCACACCUGCCAUGGUCACUCCUAUGCCUACGAGAAAACAUCAAUGCCAGCGCUCAAGAUGUAUUUCUUCACCCGCAUUAUCGUCUACCAUAGCAGCAGCGUCACCCUCUUUGGAUACUGUGAGAUCUUUGUCGUAUCCUCCUACCCACCUCGACCAUCCUAUGAUUGGCAAACCACGCAGUCGAUUUUCCGAAUAUGAAGACAACAUUAUCCGUCAAGGCGUGGCUCAAAGGUUAACAUGGGGACAAAUCUCUGAUUUACUACCGCAUCGUAAACGUGCCACCUGUUUCAAUCGUUAUCGAACGUUGCAAGGCAUCAGAAAAUCGCGUAAAUUAAGCAGUAGCAACAACAACAACAACAACAACAGUAAUAUCAACAACAGCCAUAGUCCCAUUCCGUUGACAUCGACUUUAUCCACCACGUCUUCCGAAGCCAGUUCACCCGAGAUGACCUCGAGUCCAACAAGUCCCGUUCCCUCUUGUUUCAAUGGACCUAGAACACCACCACCACCCCCCUCGCGUCAUACGUAUCCACCCAUUGCCACGGCUUCCACUUUACCUUCUUCUGAUAACGCCUCUCCUUUCCAGUGGUUCAAUUCCUCAGCUGAUAUCAUUUACGAUAAAGAACCACACACCUCCUCGUUACCACUACCAUCACCACCACCACGACGAUCCUUAUCGCCGCCCUCGCACACAACGGCUCGUUCUCCCUCUAUGACCACUGUUCGAUUUUCUUCAGCAUUAUAUCCACGUCAUUUUCAUGACCCUAUGACCAGCAACAGCAGUAGUAUCAGUAGGAUCGACUCUUCUUGUUCUUUUUCAAAUGAAGCAGAUAUCUUGGUCAAAAGAAGGAGACUGCCGUCAUUACAUUACCCAUCUCAACCUCAGCAUUCACUUCACUACCAUCCACGUCAUUCUGUUCGUGACAUGAGAACACCUCAGCCUUUCUACCCUCUUUAACACGAUCGAUAUCCCUCCACCACUCCACCUUGAAAAAAUGAUUCCCCUCUUUUAAAUAAACGCGUUUAUUCUAUAUCACCUUUCCCGCUUUACCGAAAAAAAAAAAAAGUCAAUAAAUCAAAUCCAUUCAUCCAUCCAUCAUGUGAAACCCACC
Messenger RNA from Mycotypha africana, 1286 nucleotides. RefSeq lists its product as uncharacterized. Bases 140 to 1132 code for a protein of 330 amino acids. The record is from RefSeq and is a predicted model, not a curated record. The transcript is spliced from 2 exons. NCBI's taxonomy places the organism in Eukaryota, Fungi, Mucoromycota, Mucoromycetes, Mucorales, Mycotyphaceae.